Messenger RNA from Closterium sp. NIES-67, 2742 nucleotides. Lineage: Eukaryota; Viridiplantae; Streptophyta; Zygnematophyceae; Desmidiales; Closteriaceae. The record is from the annotation of a GenBank genome assembly.
UCGUUUUUCCGCCCUUCCCUAUCCUCUCCUUCCUUCCCUCGCCUCUUUUCGCUACGUCGCCUCUACCCUCCUCUCCUCCCUGCUCUUCUCUACUCCCCCCCUCUCUCCCCCCCUCUCCUCCCUCCUCCUUUGUUCUCCUUCUCCUCCUCUCCUCCGUCUCGCCCUCCCGUCUUGCACCUGUCUGGCGAUCCGUGCACCACAUACAAGUACUGUCUGCGGGAUGCGGACGGCUCGGUGACAUCAGAGUACGGCAGCGACAUAGAGCUGGGUCUCGACACAUCGGCGCGCAAGCCCUCCAUCAUGAUCUUCGUCUCCGACGGCCACUUCAGAGCGAACCCAUGGCGGGGGGCAGGAGUGGCGAUCCCGGUGUUUUCGCUGCGGUCGCGGGAGAGUGUAGGUGUGGGCGAGUUUGCGGACCUGAAGCUGCUGGUGGACUUUGCGCACAGUGCAGGGCUGCGCCUCGUGCAGCUGCUGCCCGUCAAUGACACCUCUGUCAAUGACAUGUGGUGGGACUCGUAUCCGUACAGUUCUCUCUCUGUCUUCGCUCUGCACCCGCUCUACCUACGACUCCAAGCGCUCGCCCCCAACCUGCCACCGCAAAUCCAGGCGGAGAUAGAGAGUGCGAGAGCAGCGUUGGACGGGGAGGCGGUGGACUACGAGGCGACCAUGAGCGCCAAGCUGCGCAUCGCACGCGCCGUGUUCCAGUGGGACGGCGACCGCCUGCUGGCGUCGCAGCCCUUCAAGGACUACUUCCAGGAGAACCAGGACUGGUUGAAGCCGUACGCAGCGUUUGGUUUCCUGAAGAAGCUCUUUGGCACAGCGGACCACACUCAGUGGGGCACCCUCGCCAACUACUCGCAAGACCAGGUGGAGCGCAUAGUGGCGCCGGGCACGGACUACCAUGCCACCAUCGCCUUCACAUACUAUGUGCAGUACCACCUGCACGUGCAGCUGCUGGACGCAGCGGCGUACGCGCACGAGCGGCACGUAGUGCUGAAGGGCGACCUGCCCAUCGGCGUGGACCGCUGCAGUGUGGACACAUGGCGCUUUCGCUCGCUCUUCCACAUGGACACGUCCACCGGCGCGCCGCCCGACGCCUUCUCAUCGGAGGGGCAGAACUGGGGCUUCCCCACGUACAACUGGGAGGAAAUGGGCCGCGACAACUACGCCUGGUGGCGUGCGCGACUCACACAGAUGGCCAAGUACUUCAGUGCGUACCGCAUCGACCACAUCCUGGGGUUCUUUCGCAUCUGGGAGCUUCCAGACCACGCCGUGUGCGGCAUCCUCGGCCACUUCCGCCCCUCCAUACCCAUCUCCGCGGAGGAGAUGGAGAAGGAGGGCGUGUGGGACUUCAAUCGGCUGUGCGACCCCUACGUGCGCUGCCACCUGUUGCAGGAGAAGUUUGGUCAGCGGUGGACGGAAAUUGCAUCCAAGUUCUUUGAGGAGUACCAGCACAUGUGCUACAGGUUCAAGAAGGAGUACGACACGGAGAAGAAGAUAGUGGCAGCGGUGCAGCCCAGGGAGGGGUCGCCGGAGUGGCUGGAGGAGGAGGCCAAGGAGACGCGCAAGGGGCUGCUCUCACUCUUCCAGAGCGUGGUGCUGAUCCGCACUCAGGACGAACCACGCAAGUUCUACCCACGCUUUGACUGCGAGAAGACCGCCAGCUUCAUGGAACUCGACGAGCACACCAAGGCGGUGGUGAAGCGGCUGUACCUGGACUACUACUACUCGCGGCAGGAGAGCCUGUGGCGGUCGAACGCGCUCAAGACGCUGCCUGUGCUCAUGAACGCCUCCGACAUGCUCGCCUGCGGGGAGGACCUCGGCCUCGUGCCCGCCUGUGUGCCGCCCGUGCUGGCGGAGCUGGGGCUACUGGGGCUGCGCAUCCAGCGCAUGGCCACCAAGAUCGGCCAGGACUUCGGCAACCCCGCAGAAUACGACUACAUGACGGUGUGUGCGCCGUCGUGUCACGACACGUCAACGCUGAGGGCGUGGUGGGAGGAGGAGCCGGAGCGCCGCCACAAGUUCUUCCGCUCCGUGCUUGGAUUCAGCUCGCCCGCCCCCGACCGGUGUACACCUGACGUGGCAAGAGCGAUCAUCCAGCAGCACUGCGAUGCACCGAGCGUGUGGGCCAUCUUCCCACUGCAGGAUCUCAUGGCGCUGCGGGAGGAGUACUUGACGCGGCCAGCCAACGACGAGACCAUCAACGACCCCACCAACCCACGCCACUACUGGCGAUUCCGUGUGCAUGUGCGGAUGGAGGACCUGGUGGCGGACGCAGCGCUCAUCACCACACUGCAGCACAUGCUGCUCGCCAGUGGCCGCACCUCCCCCUCGGACCUGCCCGACCGCUACCGCUCCUCUGCUGUGGACUUCCUAGCGCACUCUGUUGGCAGCCUCAGCCUCUCCCACCCACCCGCCACACUCGGCGCCGCGCCGCCACCACUGCUUGCCUUGUCUCUUGGGGCCAUUCCCUGAAUGUGCAGGGAGUUGGGCACUGCGCAGGGUGAUUCGGCGUGAUUGAUGGGUGCUGUUGAUGGCUGGUGUAACGGUCAAGCUGAGGGCACUGCAGUUGGUUUGUAGUCAUCAUAAAUCUCGAAAUUCAGUUAGCCGUGUGUGUUAGCCGAAUCAUGGGUGAAUGUCAGUGGGAAGUGGUAACUGGGCAAGGAUCUGUGGAUAUAAACUCGGUGUGCAUCAACCUUGCCCUUGGAUUUGAAAUGCUACCAGAGGUUUUGGCGACCACCC